This is a messenger RNA of Zea mays, 1589 nucleotides long. The record is from RefSeq and is a predicted model, not a curated record. Lineage: Eukaryota; Viridiplantae; Streptophyta; Magnoliopsida; Poales; Poaceae.
UCCGCCCUCUCUCUCUCUCUCUCUCUCUCUCUCUCGAUUCGAGUGUCCUGCUCUAUCUCUUCUUCUCCUUUACAUUCCAUGGCCUUGUAUCGUACAACAUCCUGUCAUCCCGUGCACGGUAGGCAGUAAGAAAGUACUUAAAUAUAUGCUGCAAGUAAGCUGGCCAACAAACUCUCAACACACACACACACACCCCUAAACUCUGGUACUACGCAUAUAUAUGAGGAUCGAAGCAACCUAGUUAAGUUGGAGCCUGAAAGAGUCGAGCAGCUAGCUAGGGGAUAGAGAGGAGCCAGGUGAAGGCUGCAAAUUAAACCUCUGAUCGGAAGGGCAUCAGCUAGGGAGAAUGAGAGGGUUUGAGAGAAAAGGGGUCCGGCAGUACAACCGGUCAGAGGUGCCGCGGAUGCGGUGGACGGAGGAGCUGCACCGGCAGUUCGUCUUGGCCGUCGAGUGCCUCGGUGGCCAGGACGAAGCAACUCCGAAGCAAAUUCUUCAGUUGAUGGGCGUGAAGGGAGUUAGCAUAUGUCAUAUCAAGAGCCAUCUUCAGAUGUACAGAAGCUCCAGCUCCAGUAGCAGCAGUACCCAUAAUCAGUCCUCCAGCCUCCAGAAGCUGACAUCGACCACGGCGAGCAACAGCAAGCGCGUGUUCUUGAGCCGUGAAGAUCAUGCGUCACAGGCAGAUGGCAGCACUCCAGCUUCAGACGAGAACAUCUAUACUACCAUGCUCUGUGGUUGCAGCCACUCAACACCAUACCAAAUACGACCGUCGCUAGAGGGAGUCUUCAGAGGCUUGGAACAAACAAGAAUGCUUGCAACAACAGAGAAGUCGAUUAGCAGGCCAAGUCACACUGAGAAGCAGCACACCGGAUGCGACCUCACGCUGUCGAUCGGCCUGUGGGCGGAGGAUGCGAGCAGCAACGACGUCGACGGCUCGAGCUCCAUCAGCGAGGAGCUGAUGCCUGCUGCUCCGGCAGCGGGCGCUCGCCGUGCCGCCGCCGUGAAGGAGGAGAGCGAGGCGGCGGCUCUAAACCUGGACCUGACCAUCUCGUCGUCUUAUUGGCUGGCCCUGACGAGUGACGACGGCGCACGCCGACGCACGGCCGGCUGGCGGCGCUAGCUAGCUGUGCAUGACGGGCGUAGGUACGCGCGCAUCUCAUGCACAGCCGCAGCAGACUGUGAUCAGGCCAUCAGUACCCGACUGUAUAUGUGUGUAUAUGCUAGUGUUAAAUUAACAGGAUCUCUAGGAGUAGAUUAUUCUAUUGAGUAAUUUCGGGUUCUUAAUUUCUAGAACAAAACUGUAUUAGAUUGUUACCGUCAUUAGGAAGCACAGGCGUGUUGGAGGAUGUAAAUCCGUCCGCCAUCAGGUUCGUUGAUGAAGGUCGAUGCAGCGAGGUUGUCAAUGGCGAUAAACGGCAGUGUUUUCCCGUCACUGGCUGCGCACCCUCUUAGAUCGGUGUUAGGAUAUGUCGGUGGGGAGUACGACUCUCGUGAACUACGUCCUCUCUGCCGUCGGCCCCCACCCUUUUAUUUAUAGCAUAGUGUGACAGGGGCCCACCAAUUAUAUAUGGUUGGGCGCCCCCGAUCAGGGC